Messenger RNA from Siniperca chuatsi (mandarin fish), 2091 nucleotides. RefSeq names its product glutamate receptor, ionotropic, N-methyl D-aspartate-associated protein 1b (glutamate binding) (gene grinab). The record is from RefSeq and is a predicted model, not a curated record. Gene Ontology annotation, biological process: negative regulation of apoptotic signaling pathway. Lineage: Eukaryota; Metazoa; Chordata; Actinopteri; Centrarchiformes; Sinipercidae. The coding region runs from base 227 to 1291 and encodes 354 amino acids. The transcript is spliced from 7 exons. Gene Ontology annotation, cellular component: endoplasmic reticulum; membrane; Golgi apparatus.
CAUGUGGCAUGAAUGCGGCUUUCCGCAUCCAGGGGGCGGCGACGUCUAGGAGUUCCUGGUAGCCAGAGUGAACAAAAAAACAUAAUGAAAGAGGAACAGAACCUGGAAUAAAAUACCACAAAUCAUUUAAGAGGAAUCCAGCUAGGAUUGUAACGUUGAUUGCGGGCAACAUCUAUCCCAAUAAUCCACCUCUCCAGCCGGUCUCUGAUCCGGAUCUAAGACAGAGAUGACCACCGAGAAGACUCUAUACACUCCCGUGCAGGGGGGGCCUUCUCCACCCUCGCUCCCCGGGCAGCCAGCGUUUCCUGUCGCAUUUGACAUGAACAUGCCAGGCCCAAACAUGUUCGGAGGCCCUGCUCCUGGUGGUCUCCCUGCUCCUGGUGGUCUCCCUGCUCCUGGUGGUCUUCCUGCUCCUGGUGGUCUCCCUUUCCCUCCACCGACUGCUUUUGGACCAGCUUUCGGAAUGGCUAUGAACCCUCAAGGCGGCUCAGGAUAUGGUGCCAACCCCGCUUCUUCACCAUAUUCUCCACCAGACCAGGGCUUCAUUGGCAACUUCAGUGAUGAUGUUUACCAUAACGAGGAGGAUCCGCCACCCUUCCACGAGAAUCAAGACUUUGAUUUUGGAUUAGAUAACAAGAGCAUUAGAAGAGCCUUUAUUCGAAAGGUAUUCUUGGUGCUAACUGCUCAGCUGAUGGUGACAUUCGCCUUUGUGGCUGUUUUCACCUUUGUGAACGAAGUCAAGGAGUUUGUCAUGGUGAACACCUGGACCUACUUGGUAUCCUACCUGAUAUUCUUUGUGUCAGUUUGUGUGAUCAGCUGCUGUGGAAGCGUUCGCAGAAGACAUCCUUGGAACCUGGUUGCAUUAUCUGUCCUGACUCUCAGUAUGUCCUACAUGGUGGGAAUGAUUGCCAGCUUCCAUGACACUGAAACGGUGGUCAUGGCAGUGGGCAUCACAGCAGUUGUGUGCUUCACAGUGGUCAUCUUCUCUCUGCAGACCAAGUACGACUUCACUUCUUGUUACGGUGUGCUUUUCGUCUGUUUAAUUGUCCUGGUCAUCUUCGGCAUCCUCUGCAUCUUCAUCCGUGACAGGAUUCUGCACAUUGUGUAUGCUGGACUGGGAGCUUUGCUCUUCACCUGUUUCUUGGCGGUGGACACACAGCUGUUGCUUGGCAACAAGGAACUGGCCCUGAGUCCAGAAGAAUAUAUCUUUGCAGCUCUUAACCUGUACACAGAUAUCAUCAACAUCUUUCUCUAUAUUCUUGCUAUCAUCGGAAGAGCAAGGGGGAGCUGAGCAGGAAAAACAACAAAUAGAAAUUCUGAUGGAAAAUGGUUUUGAGUUCAUGUCUAGAAGUGAGUUCCUAUAGUCUUGAUUAUUAUUUUGUCUUGUAGUGAGCACUUAUGGCAUAGUUCAAGAGUUUUUUUGGUUCACCCAGUGUAAACGGUAUUUUUCAUGAUAAUAUAAAUCAGUUGUCUAUGUUGUAGUUUGGGGGUUUAUUAAAGCUUUAUGGGGUAUAUGACCUGUUGUAAAAAAUGUAAUUUUUUAUCUUGUGCCAUUUGGAAUCAUUAAACAGUGUAAAGAUUUGACACUUGCUUUUCCCAGGGCUUUCAACUGUAUCACACAGUCUUCAUCAGCAGAAGGAGUUUGAUCAGAUCAGUUCUCACAGAGAUGAAACUGUUGAGAUGCAAGCUCAGUAGCGGUUGUAAUUUCAUCCAUUGGAUUUUUAGGACUUCUUGUCCGGGUUGGUUUCCUCAGCGGGUGAAGACCUUGUUAUGUGGUCAAAACUCUGGAAAAAGCUAGUAAGUGGACCUUGAGUUGGGAUUGUUAUGUCAAACUACUAUCUCAAGGCGUCAAGCUUGAACUUGAGAAGGGCUAUGAAGUGCAGUGGAUGAAAUAACAGCUGCCAAACUUGCAUGUCAACAAAUCCAUCACCAUGACAACUGCGCAAACUACAUCGACUGUGUGAUAUGAUUAAAAUCCCUAGAUAAAGCUAGUAAGUGGACCUUGAGUUGGGAUUUUUGUCAAAUGACUAUUUCCAAGGUAAAGAAUAACCUUUUAAUGCUUAAAUAUAAAGGAUUUUUUUAUAAACCUGA